AUGUGGGGCCGUGUCGCACGCUCUGCCCUGGGCCCAGCUGACACAGGGAAGCGCGAAACGAUCAGGUCAGGUCAGUCAGGUCAGGUCGGACGAGAGGAGGUGGAAGGGGAAGCAAGGAGAAAGCAACGAGGCGAGGAGGCUAGGCAAGGCAAGGUUGAAAAACUCGAGGGGCAGCUCGCUGUAAUCAGCAACACCCCCCCACCACACACCAAAACACACACUCACUCAAACAUGGCGACAACAGAGAAGGCCCAGCUGCGCGACCUCGAGAACGGCACCGGCACCGAGCACACCUCGGGCAAGGGCAACUCGUACGAGGUCGACGUCGGACCCGCCGCCGUCCACGAUGCCGUGUUCGGUGAUGUCGGCGAGGACGGUCCCAACUUCCGCGCCGUCGGCGUCAUGGGCUCGUUCAUCCUCAUGACCAAGGCCAACCUCGGUCUCGGUGUGCUCGCGCUGCCGUCCGUGUUCGGUGUCCUCGGUCUCGUGCCCGGUAUCCUCCUCAUCAUCCUCAUCCAGACCAUCAUUGCCUACUCUGCCACAGUCAUUGGAUCGUUCAAGCUCAACCACCCCGAGGUCUACUCGCUCGCCGACGCCGCCUACGUCUUUGGCGGCCGCGCCGGCAAGGAGACCUUCUACGUCGUGUUCACUCUUUUCAUGGUCUUCAUCAUCGGUUCCGCCCUGGUUGGUGUGUCCACCUCGCUCAACGCCGUCUCCACCCACGGCACCUGCACCGCCGUCUUCAUCGCCGUCGCCGCCAUUGCCGGCUGGCUCCUCGGCUCCAUCCGUACCCUCGGCAAGAUCUCGUGGAUCGGAUGGGCCGGUAUCGUCUCCAUCAUGUCCGCCAUCAUCACCCUCACUGUCGCCGUCGGCGUCCAGGAGCGCCCCUCGGAGGCUCCCCAGACCGGCCCCUGGGAGACUGGCGUCAAGGUCAUUGCCCACCCCACCUUCGCCUCGGCCAUGUCUGCCAUCAACGGCAUCGUCUUCUCGUACGGUGGCACCCCCAUGUACUUUGGCAUCGUCUCCGAGAUGCGUGACCCCCGCCAGUUCGUCAAGCCCAUGGUUCUGUCCAUCUUCUUCCUCACGGCCGUCUACCUCAUCAUCGGCUCGAUCGUCUACCACUUCUGUGGCCAGUACGUCGCCUCGCCCGCUCUUGGCUCGGCUGGUCCCCUCAUGAAGAAGGUCUGCUACGGCCUCGCCAUCCCCGGUCUCCUCGCCUCGCUCACCAUCUUCACUCACCUCUGCGGCAAGAACCUCUUCGUCCGCGUCCUCCACGGCUCGCCCCACCUCUCCAAGUCGACCCCCACCCACUGGAUCACUUGGCUCUCGUGCACCUUUGGCUCGGUCAUUAUUGGCUACAUCAUCGCCUCGGCCAUCCCCAUCUUCGGCUCGCUUAUCGGUUUCAUCGGUGCCCUCAUCUGCCCCAACGUCUGCAUUGUCCCCUACGUCUUCAUGUGGUACCACGACAACUGGCGCAUGGUUCCUGCUCACGAGCGCACUCAGCGCACCAAGAUCAUGGCGGGCGUCAACGCCCUCCUCCUCCUCUGCGGUGCCUUCCUCACCGUCGCUGGCACGUACGGUGCCGUCGUCGACCUCAUCAACACGACUGUUGACCAGAAGCCUUGGUCGUGCAAGGACAACUCGGGCUCGGUCAAGUCGUAAUAAUAGCAAGGAAAAGGGGGUUGGCGCGAGGCGCACCCUCACACCCGUGCGUUUGUACCAUAGGUCGCAUUGCGAAUGAAUCUAGUGGCCAG
Vanrija pseudolonga is the source of this 1754-nucleotide messenger RNA. RefSeq names its product N amino acid transport system protein. The transcript is spliced from 4 exons. NCBI's taxonomy places the organism in Eukaryota, Fungi, Basidiomycota, Tremellomycetes, Trichosporonales, Trichosporonaceae. Gene Ontology annotation, biological process: amino acid transmembrane transport. The record is from RefSeq and is a predicted model, not a curated record. The coding region runs from base 1 to 1662 and encodes 553 amino acids. Gene Ontology annotation, molecular function: L-amino acid transmembrane transporter activity.